UUCAUUCCUCUCUCAAAUAAGCGCACUUUCCACGAGAGAAAGGCACUGCGCUGGGUUCAGCAUUAUACGCAAGUCGUGAUGCAAACGCCAAGUUCCCACGAGGCCAGUUUUUCUAACAGAGUGAAAUGGUUCUACAACGCGUUCAAGAAAUGGCAAGUGAUAACUCUUCUCUUGGCAGCCCAAAUUGUGUACUGCAGCGAAGAAAGUUUCUUUAAGCUUGCCCCGAUUGUUAUGACUGGCUCAGGCGCUGUCUUGGGCAAAGUUAUUACUGUAGGUAACAGGUCCAUCGACACCUUUUUGGGCAUACCGUAUGCAAGACCUCCCGUUGGAGAACUUCGCUUCAGAAAGCCUGAGCGCGUCACGCCAUGGAAUGGAACAUACCAAGCAACGGCAGAAACCCCAGCCUGCUGGCAGACUACGCUGCGCUUUAUCGAGGGAGCUCCAUUGAACUACUCUACCAGCGCUUCGGAGGACUGUCUUUACCUGAAUAUCUGGAAGCGCUCGUCUAUCUGUCCAGCUUCAACAACCUGCAGUGACAAAAGACCAGUCGUCGUCUUCAUUCACGGCGGAGCUUUUCAGUGGGGCGAUUCUGCGCUCUUCGUGUAUGAUCCGGCAAAUUUUGUAGCGCUCUCAGACGUAGUGUUUGUGACUUUCAAUUAUAGAGUGAGCAUUUUUGGAUUUCUCUCUCUCGGCAAGCCUGAAGUGCCCCGAAAUUUCGGUCUCUGGGACCAACACCUUGUGCUGAGCUGGGUACGAGAAAACAUCGCUAGCUUUGGUGGCGAUCCAGACGAAGUGACCUUGAUAGGUCAAAGUGCUGGAGCAAUAUCGGUGGGCUUGCAGGCAGCCUCACCUAAGCGACAGGGUCUAUUCAAAAGGGCCAUCCUAAUGAGCAGUACUCCACUUUCAAUCAUUCUCGGCUUCUCGCAUAGGGGCGUGGGAAAAUUCAUUCACGUUGCGGGUGCGUUGGGGUGCUAUAAUUCGAGAAAGAGCGUCGAAGUGCAACUCGACAGUAUCAUGACAUGCUUACGCAAACUUGAACCAUGGUUUAUAAUACGUACCAUAGAAACACUGGAUCCCAAUAGCCAGGUAUUCGCACCUGAGUAUGGUGACGAAUUUUUUCCGGAACACCCACUUGCAGCGAAAACGUGGACGAAGCUUCCUUUCAAGCAAGUUAUUCUGGGAACCACGGCAGACGAGGGCACGAUUCUGCUGGACAACAUUCAGUACUCUUCCCCUGCAUUGAAGAAGCUACUGGCCACCGAAUACAGGCUGGCUAUGACGGUCGCCAUGCAGCCCCUCUUUGGGAUUUCCAUAUCCCGCGCUCGACCUAUUGUCGAAGCUUACUUCGGUGGACCCGACGUCCAGCACAGAAGUGAAAGUAUUGUUCGCAUUGCCAGUGAGCUGCUUGGUGACGGUGUGUUUUAUUGCCCUGUGAAACUGAUAGCAGAUGCCGCAGCUCGGCAAGGAAUCGACACCUAUCGGUACUUGUUCGCGCACAGGGCAUCACACAGUCUCUGGCCCAAAUGGAUGGGUGUCAGCCACGGCGAUGACACCCUGUACCUCUUAGGAUCGCUUCCUUUCAUGAAGGACAAGAGCCGCUACACCAAAGUCCUCGGCGAUGUGGGACGUAAAAGGCUUCAGCAACUCGACUAUACCCCAAAGGAAGAAAACUUCAUGCACCAAAUUGUGGCGGCCAUCAACUCCUUCGUCACCACUGGAAAGCCUCAGCUUCCCGUCUGCGGAAAGGAAUGGCCCCGGUACACUACGACGAAUCCUGCUGUGAUCCAGCUCCGUCCUGGAAACAUUUCCGAAGUGAAAGAAAAGAAAUACAAAUGUGAACUAUGGCGAGAAUAUCUUUUGAUGAAAUAGGUUUUGACUGAAAUAUAGCUUGCAUACCACCAGUCAUGUUGUGGUAUAAUUUAAACAAAUAUCUACAUUUCAUUGGGCAUAUGGUGCAAUUACGCUUCAUCAGGUAAAACCUCCCGAAGAAACGGAUAUUAGUCACAAAUGUUGCAAUGUCAAACAUCGUAACAAACAAAAUGCUGCAAAUGAAGCUUCCUAUUUUUGCUUUUUUGUAUAUGUGCUAAAAUUGCAUGUUGGAAAUUGCAAAAUUGUAGUACAUAUUACCACUGCGGAAGUAAUGCCAUCCAAUACACGAAGUAUACUAAUUUACUGAAAAUUCUGUGACCAUGAUGACUUCCGUUUAUUCCGUCACCGAAAUUUGCUGUGAAAUUGGCGGCUCUUACACCUACUUUCUUGCCCUUAAAAGCUUAGCUCUCGUACUGUGCAAAAAAAUUGAGACGUCAAUCUACUUUGUAGCACAUUUGGAGGAGGGAUUUCUCAAGACUGGCGCUAGCCCCAUGAGUUUAUUGAUUGCUAUUGAUUGAAAUUGAUGGACUGACGGAUAUAUCUUGACGUCUCAAACUAACACACUGAGGGCACUAAAUUACUUAAAAAGCACAGCACACAAACGUUAUUGCAAUACAAAUUUCCUAGGAGUCGACUUCAAGACUUCGCGCUGACAAUGAGAGCAUCACAGACACUGAGCCACUGCACCAAGCACCUCAUGACCACUGCUAAAUUCUCAUGACCUAAGUAGUGAUUGGCCUUAUCCGAAUCACUUAAUCAAGCAUGCAAAAAUACUCUCCAUCCACAUGAUGUAUACGGGAGGAUGUGUGUAAUCACACGUGCCAUAAAAACUUAGGUGAACGAACAAUUGGUGGAAUUUUGUUAUGCCACUGCUUGUUGCGAUUAGGAAUAUCCGUUUCUUUAAAUAAACUAUCUGAUGAGAUGAACUGCGCUAACUAUAUCCUCAGGGCAUUCCUUCCACAAUGAAGUGCGUGUGUGUCAAAUAAAAAUAAAGAAAAAACUGCGCA
Molecule: messenger RNA, 2876 nt
Organism: Dermacentor albipictus
Lineage: Eukaryota; Metazoa; Arthropoda; Arachnida; Ixodida; Ixodidae
Product: acetylcholinesterase-1-like
Biological process (GO): acetylcholine catabolic process; choline metabolic process
Cellular component (GO): plasma membrane
Molecular function (GO): acetylcholinesterase activity
Source: RefSeq, a predicted model, not a curated record